CGGCCCGCCACAGGUGAGAGGACAGUGCGAACCCCACUGGCCCCUACCGGCACUUCUAACGGAUACCCGCCGACUGGCUUGUCCGCCACCCACCCAGCGACUGACCCGCCGAUCGGUUUGCCCGCCACCCACCCACUGACCGACUGACCGACGGACCGACCGACACCCCGGGAGCGAUGAAGGCCGCCCGGAUCGCCCUGCGCAGCGCCGCCCCCCUGGCAGGGGCCAGCAGCGGCAGCAGCCGCAGCCAGUUGCCGCGGGAAGUGGAGCAGUUCUCCCGGUUUUCCCCCUCCCCGCUCUCCAUCAAGCAGUUGCUGGACUUCGGCUCAACUAACGGAUGUGAGAGAACUUCUUUUGCGUUUUUGCGACAAGAACUUCCUGUGAGGUUUGCAAACAUACUGAGAGAAAUCGACCUUCUUCCUGAUAAAUUACUAGGUACUCCAUCAGUACAAUUAGUAAAAAGCUGGUACAUCCAAAGCCUAAUGGAUCUGGUUGAGUUCCAUCAGAAAAGCCCAGAUGACCAAAAGGUCUUAUCCGACUUUAUAGAUACAUUAAUUAGAGUCCGAAACAGACAUCAUGAUGUGGUUCCUACAAUGGCACAAGGAGUAAUUGAAUACAAAGAUACUUUUAAAGUAGAUCCUGUCACCAAUCAAAACAUUCAGUACUUCUUGGAUCGUUUUUACAUGAGCCGUAUUUCUACCCGGAUGCUAAUGAACCAACACACCCUUCUUUUUGAUGAUAAAUCUGGCUCAGGGCACCCAAGGCACAUUGGAAGUAUUGAUCCUUGCUGUGAUGUUGCUGAAGUAGUCAAUGAUGCUUUUCUAAGUUCCAAGAUGUUGUGUGACCAGUAUUACUUAACAUCUCCAGAACUGAAACUUACCCAAGUGAAUGGAAAAUUUCCAGGAGAGCCAAUUAACAUCGUAUAUGUUCCAUCUCAUCUUUUUCACAUGCUGUUUGAACUCUUUAAGAAUUCAAUGAGGGCCACCGUUGAAUUCCAAGAAAACAGUCCUUCUCUUUCUCCGAUUGAAGUGACAGUUGUUCUAGGACAAGAAGACCUGGCAAUUAAGAUCUCAGACAGAGGAGGUGGUGUUCCAGUAAGGAAAAUUGAGCAGCUGUUUAGCUACAUGUAUUCCACAGCACCAAGGCCGAGGAUGGAUGAUGGUCGAAAUACCCCUCUUGCUGGCUUUGGGUAUGGCUUGCCAAUUUCUCGUCUGUAUGCUAAAUACUUUCAAGGAGAUUUAAAUCUCUACUCCAUAUGUGGUUAUGGAACAGAUGCUAUUAUCUACUUGAAGGCCCUAUCAACAGAAUCGGUAGAAAAACUCCCAGUUUUUAACAAAUCUGCUUCCAAGCAUUACCAGGCUACCUCAGAGGCAGAUGACUGGUGUGUCCCAAGUAAAGGCCCAAAGAAUGUCUCAAAGCAGAGUGCAGCUCUCUGAAGAGAAGUUGGUAUCCAGGCACCCAAGGGGAUCAAGCUGGCUUCUCAAAAAAGACUAGCGUUUGGAAGUAUUCGUCUACCUCCAAACAAAGCAAAUUCUUCAGUUUCAGGACUGGCAGACGAGAAAGAAGAUGAGGAUGUUAUAGCCUAGGCUGUAUGCACUGAAUGUGAAAUCCUGCUGUGGACUUCAGGAUAAGGAAAAUAGGAGCACGUAUGUCUUUAAAGAAGAUAUGUGUAUAGAGGAAAAUCAGACUUUUUUUUUCCCUUAUGAUCAAAGACAUGAUGUGGUAGAGCUGUGCAAUUUUUGAGUCCUGUUUAAUGCUUGAAUUCCAAAUACUGAUAAACAUCAGUUAUGCUGGUGUAUAUUUUUCUCCUAGAAUAGUUAUCAGUGGUUCAUCUUAUUAUGGAACUAUUCAGAUAGGUAACACCUGUAUUUUAAAGCUGUAUUUAUGAUAUUUGGAAAAGAUCCACUUGACAUGGCAGUCUUGUAGCAAGAUAGAAACAGCAUUCAAAUACAGCCUGACUGGAAGGGAGGGAGCCCUGGGAGGUAGGGAGAAAGUGUUUUCCAUAUAUAAGGAAGUCCUGUUUUUAAAAAAAAUGCACCUGUAUUCCAGUAUAAUUCUUAUGUGAUGCCUUGCUCUAUGAGUUAAUUGCUAGACUUUUUUUACGUUAAGCUGUUCAUGGAAAAACCAGCCAAGUAAGGCUCCUGUGCAUAAGGUAACUAAGAAGGAAAUUGGGAUAUUUUAGAAAGCUACUGGAAAGAAAUGGAAAGCUACUUGGUUGUAGCAGCUGUACGGUUAGGCUACAUCUACCCUACAUCCCUGCACUCUAGAAAGCAUGUGCCAAGUAAGUCGGUUAGGAUUUUCCGAGAACUGAAGUCAGACAUGCAAGUUGAAUGGAAAGGUUUUGGUGAUCUGUAUUAUGUAAGCAUGACAUGGGAAACAACAGCAUGUUUAAAACAUGGUUUUGUUGUUCCUUUUUGUCAUGCUCUUGGAAGAUUAAUGGUUCAGUACACUAAACCAAAAUCUACCUAUCGUCUUUGUCAAACUCAUAUUAGACCACACUAGCUCAGGAGGUACGUGUGGAUUCUACCCCUCGAAAGCUGUGAUGAGCACUGAAUGUCUGUUUGAAAGGUUUUUGGGAAGAGUGAUGUUGGAACUAGAAUUCUAGUUCCAAGAACUGUUCAUUGCAAUGGAAAGGGCUUAGGAAAUGAGAAGUUUCAAAAUAGGAACCAGCACUGAAACCUAUAGAAUAACUUUUACGAACAGCAAAAUAACGGGGAAUUGUCAGGAGCAGUGCCAGUGGGAGCGAGCUGUUGGGGAAAUAUUCCAUUCUCAAUAAGCUGCUUCCUUUCCCAUCUUCUCUGUGGAUUUUCCCCCUUGUAAGCAAGGUGAACUUAAUGACCGAAUAGAAGUUAAACUAUUGGACAUUGCCAGACUGGCCAGUCAAAGUUCAUCAGGGCUGUAUAAUAUGACUUGAAUUUUUUUUACUAAUUAGCAUAUUAUCUUAAGUGUAUCCUUUGCAAGAAGUUGCAAGUACAGUAUUUAAAGUGUCUUGCUCAGUUGUAUGACAGAAAGCCACUCCAUACUCUACUGUGAAUAUCAAAUAUUUUUUAAUAGGAACGAGAGAAAGCUGGAACUACUUUUGUGUUAUAAAAAUCCUGUUGGGAUAGAUUUCUCAAUUGAAAAUAAAAUAGUAUUCUGAUAUGCUUAAUUUCUUUUAAAAACUGAGUUUAGAAGCAACUAACUGAGCUUAAUAACUUCAGUACUGCAUUAAGGCUGGUUUUUAUCCCAGUGAAUAAGCUGCAGUCACCAGAGGUCACCAGAUCAUGAGCUCAGCUCAGUGAAUGAGUUGGAUAAUAAAAAUGAAAUACCUUUAUCUAGAAUAUACAGGUAUAAAAAAGCUGCCUUCACUGCCAUAAUAUACUUGAAUAUUUGUUGAUUUUUGUAUUGAAUACAAGGUCACAAAAAUAUACGUAGGUAGUCGUUGUCAAGUAAACACAACUUAGACCUCUCUGUCUGCACCCAGUAAUGCUUGAACAUGAGUUAUGAUCUCAUGACACACUGUACAUCUGCAACAUAGCUGCAGCUACUCCAGGUAGGAGCUGUAACUUCUAUCUCAAAGCAGCUGAAGCACAUGGGUGCUGUAAACAUGUCUGUAACCUUCCUUGGCGGAUAGAAUCUGCAGAACACAGUCACGAUGCAGGCAGAGGUGUGUAUAGCAUGUGCGAUCUCUGUAGUAUUAAAAAUUACUUAAGGGCUAUCUAUGUAGAUAAUACAGUACUUGUUUCAGCAUUUACUGAAUUUUUAUUCCUGAAAGUACAGCUGUAGUUUUAAGCCUUUUAUGUGGAUGUAGAUCUUGAAAUAAUUUUAUAAUAAAAAUCUUCUAAAUGGU
Molecule: messenger RNA, 3829 nt
Organism: Grus americana (Whooping crane)
Lineage: Eukaryota; Metazoa; Chordata; Aves; Gruiformes; Gruidae
Gene: PDK4
Product: pyruvate dehydrogenase kinase 4
Exons: 11
Coding region: 177-1436 (419 amino acids)
Biological process (GO): regulation of glucose metabolic process; protein phosphorylation
Cellular component (GO): mitochondrion
Molecular function (GO): pyruvate dehydrogenase (acetyl-transferring) kinase activity
Source: RefSeq, a predicted model, not a curated record